Andrographis paniculata is the source of this 1952-nucleotide messenger RNA. Its product is annotated as probable CoA ligase CCL7. NCBI's taxonomy places the organism in Eukaryota, Viridiplantae, Streptophyta, Magnoliopsida, Lamiales, Acanthaceae. Bases 53 to 1690 code for a protein of 545 amino acids. Gene Ontology annotation, molecular function: CoA-ligase activity. The record is from RefSeq and is a predicted model, not a curated record. The transcript is spliced from 6 exons.
CCACGUAUUUCUACAUAACCGAGGGAAGAAAACCUUUGAAACUACUGCAUCCAUGGCGAACUCUGGUUAUGGCCUCGACGGCAUCUUCAGAUCCUUGAGGCCUCCAUUUACUGCUCCCGACGCCCCUCACCUUUCUCUCCUCUCCUUUCUCUUCAGGAACGUUUCGUCUUUCCCUCACAAACCUGCUCUCAUCGAUUACCACACCGGCGAAACCCUCACCUUCCGUCAAUUCAAGUCCGCCGUUUCCAGAGUCGCCAAUGGCUUGCUCCACCUUGGCCUCGCCAAAAACGACGUCGUUCUCAUAUUCUCCCCCAAUUCCAUCCACUUCCCUAUCUGCUUCUUCGCCGCUAUCGCCGUUGGCGCCGUCGCUACCACCGUUAAUCCGAUUUAUACCGUCGCGGAGCUAUCCAAACAGAUUGAGGAUUCCACCGCGAAGAUUAUCUUCACCGUCGAGGAUUUGCUGCCGAAGGUUAGGGAUUUCGGGCUGCCGGUCGUUCUAUUUGGCGCUGAGGAGAAGCCAGUUCUUCAAAUUGGACGGAUCCCCUCGAUUAUCCUGUUCUCGGAGCUCCUAAACAGCGGAGGAUCCUUUGAUUUGGACAGCAAUCCGUAUGGAAUCAGGCAGGACGACACUGCUGCGCUUCUCUACUCGUCCGGCACGACUGGAACGAGCAAGGGCGUGGUGCUCAGCCACCGGAAUUUCAUCGCCGCUGCGCUGAUGGUCUCCGCCGACCAGGAUAUGGCCGGCGAGAUGCACAACGUGUACCUCUGCGUUAUCCCUAUGUUCCACAUCUUCGGCCUCGCUGUUAUUCUGUACGCUCAGUUGCAGCGCGGUAAUGCCGUCGUCUCCAUGUCGAAGUUCGAUCUGGAAUCGAUUCUGAAGGCGGUGGAGAAGCACAGAAUCACGCAUCUGUGGGUGGUGCCGCCGAUCAUACUUGCGUUGGCAAAGCUCAGUUCUGUGAACAAAUACGACCUUUCGUCGUUAAAGCAGAUAGGAUCAGGCGCCGCCCCUCUCGGCAGGGAAUUGAUGCAGGAUUGUGCCAAGAAUUUCCCACAGGCUGUUGUUUGUCAGGGCUAUGGAAUGACGGAAACUUGUGGCAUUAUCUCUAUAGAGAAUCCCUACACCGGGCCUCGGCACUCUGGUUCGGCUGGAAUGCUUGUCCCUGGAGUGGAGUGUCAAAUUGUUAGUGUAGACAAAAUAAAGCCACUUCCUCCCGGAGAAAUGGGGGAAAUUUGGGUCCGGGGGCCAAAUAUGAUGAAAGGUUACUUUAACAACAUUCAGGCCACAAAACUAACAAUUGACGAACAGGGAUGGGUACACACCGGAGAUCUUGGAUACUUUGAUGACGAUGGUCAGCUGUAUGUUGUCGACCGUAUUAAGGAGUUGAUCAAAUACAAAGGUUUUCAAGUCGCUCCAGCUGAACUCGAAGGGCUGCUCAUAUCUCACCCUGAGAUACUCGACGCUGUUGUCAUCCCGUUCCCAGAUGCGGAAGCAGGUGAAGUUCCCGUCGCUUAUGUUGUUCUAUCACCUAACAGCUCACUUACCGAACUCGAUGUCAUCAAGUUCAUUUCAGAGCAGGUUGCCCCAUUUAAACGAUUGAGAAGAGUCACGUUCGUUAGCAGUGUCCCGAAAUCGGCGUCGGGGAAAAUUCUUCGUCGGGAGCUUAUUAACAAGGUUCGAUCUAAAAUAUGAAACGGCCGUUUGUUGGACUUACGUUGGCGAAUUUUGGGAUGCUCGACUGCACCCACCUAAGGUAUGUUGCAUUAGUUUUAAGCAAUUAAUUGAGUGAUGUCGAAUUGAAUCUGCGUUGCCCUGCCAAAUGGAAAAUUUGUGGAUGUUUUUGCUUGUCUUUGUUUCUCUUUUUGUACAUAACGAUAUAAUGUAAUUUUUAUUUUAAAAGAAAAUAUAUCAUAUUACAUGUAAAUUUUUAUAAAUACAUAUUUUAAAAUGUUGG